Molecule: messenger RNA, 1791 nt
Organism: Symbiodinium natans
Lineage: Eukaryota; Dinophyceae; Suessiales; Symbiodiniaceae
Source: the annotation of a GenBank genome assembly
AUGUUCGGUGGCGAGCUGUUGGAAAGCGUCAUGUCCGGCGACCUGUACUUCUACGGCGAACCGGUGGACGCUGAAGUCUUCGGGCCCCGCAGCCACCUGGUUACAAAGGAAAUUGAUGUGCUACUCUCAGUUUUCUUCUCUUUCGCCAUACCUGAGGCCCGAUACCGCCACUCUGCAGUGAUUGACCCCACUGCCAGGGCCAUGUACAUAUUUGCUGGCAUGAGCCUUGGCGGCGCUGGCACAGCCAACACCUUUGGCGACCUCCAUCGCUACGAUGUGGACCUCGACUCCUGGACCGAGCUCCAAGGGACGGCCGGGCGCUCGCGGCACACUGCCGUGUGGGACAGCAGCUCCGAUCGCAUGAUCGUGUUCGGUGGCGUGGACAGCAUGCUGAACAAGAUGGGGGACGUCCUCGAGUACGACCGCUCGUCGGACUCCUGGUCCUUCCCACAGGUUGAGGGCCCAGCGGCGCGCGACGGCCACGUGGCCGUUUGGGAUGACGCCACUGGCACCAUGCUCAUGUGCUGUGGCGUCACAUCGGACUCUGGUGAAAGCUGGGGUGACCUGUGGUCCUAUGACGGCAAGUGGGCCAAGCUCAGUCCAUCCGGAGGCAUCACCGCCCGGAGGUACACCUCGGCAGUCUGGGAUCCGCAGGCGCGUGCCAUGCUGGGCUUUGGGGGAAGAGAGACCCCAGAGGCGGCACUGAACUCCCUGUUCCUGUAUUCUACCAGCACCAACAGCUGGAGCGAAUACACGGUGUCGGGCGCUCCUGCUCAAGACACAGGCGCCACUGCCUGGGACCCUGUGAACAGUCACCUUUACGCCUUCGGUGGCUUGGACCAGCAGGGCCCCUUAGACUCCCUGUGGAGGUUGGACGCGACCCACACGUCCAUCACCAGUACUGCGACUUCAAUCACACACACAGCCACAUCGACAACUUCUUCCUCAUUCUCGGAAACUUCGUCCUCCGCGACAACAUCGACCAAAGCCUACCCUAGCACGAGUACUAAAACGUGGGCUCCCUUGACGACAACGUGGACGAAGUAUUUCCCUACCCAAAGUACUACCCGAAAGCAGUCUCCCACUGACACUGCGGAGCUGUUGGGUGACCUCGGCAACUCCGAAGGGGAGCUCGCUCGGCAGCUGGUAGCCACGCUGGGCAGCGGCAACAGCUCCAACUCCUCAGGCAUCCUGGGACGCGCCCUCACGCAGUCUCACUUGGCGACCAUUCAGACCCUGGCGUUGGACAGCCUCGCGAUCUCCGACAUGAGCCACAACGUCACUGUGCAGAGCGCCAGCGCCAGCGUGGAGAUUCCUCCGGACGUCGUUGCCCAGGCUGCAGCUGCUGGCGGCAGCGGUCUGGUGCUGCUCAGCGUCUCGGUGGGCCUUGCAGAGCUCGGGACUGGGCUCAACGAUUCCGAGGGCGGCGCAGGUCAUGCUUUGGUCUCCCGGCCAGUAAGCAUCACCUUCCGUGGGCUUGAUGGCAACAGGAUUCCAAUGCCGUCGCUGGCGCGGCCCAUCGAGGUUCUGAUCGUGGGAGCGACCGAAGGCUCCUGGUGUGCUUUCUGGGACGAGGAGCGACGAUAUCCCGAUAUGCGCUUGUCCCUGACUUUGAACUUUUUCAAAGAGGACACCGGCACCUGGUCGUCGGAGGGCUUGCGUGCGGUGUCCUUCCGGGUCUUUGGGGCGGUUCUGGAGACCUUCCUCCAGGUGCUCCGGUGCUCCACCGCCGCGCAGGUGUUCUCUGCGGAGGGCUUCGAGAACCUCAGCAAGGGCACGCCCAGGGGGUAG